Aphanomyces invadans is the source of this 858-nucleotide messenger RNA. RefSeq lists its product as hypothetical. Bases 96 to 821 code for a protein of 241 amino acids. The record is from RefSeq and is a predicted model, not a curated record. Lineage: Eukaryota; Oomycota; Saprolegniomycetes; Saprolegniales; Verrucalvaceae. The transcript has a single exon.
GACACGCAUGCGAGUUGGCGCAGAGAAAUCGUUUUCUGAGGAAGCAGCUCUGGGCCACUUCAUCUUUUGCCUGCCGCUCCAGACCUCUACUCGCGAUGGCCGUGCUCACACGCGUGUCCGCGCUGCUCGGCCCCAGCCUGGAAAAACGAGCGACGGACCACGGCGUGGCAUGCCACUUCUCCACUCUGUACAACCCGACGGUGCUGGACCGGCUGAACAUCGGGCCUGGCAAGGCCAAGACAAGCUUGAGUGUGCAAGUCACGACAGGAACGAUCACGAUCGCUGGCCAGUCGCGACCAAGCGCGCAGUACGCAGCCUGUGACGUGCAUAUACGCUUGCAUGGCAAGAAGGAGGUGUAUCUCCUGCUGGGCAAACGUGGGGCUCUAGCAGAGCCGUACACGUUUGAAAGCCGCCUGUUUGCAGUCGAGUUCUUGGGGGCUGUACACCUCGUCCAGCACAUGGAAGCAUUGAAGUCAGCGUCGCCGUUGCCGAUGGUGGUGCACGACGCCAUCCUCAAGGACCAGAUGAUGUGCACGCUUUUCUUUGCUCGCGAAAUGUGGACUUUGGCGAUGUGGAACCAGUUGUACCCUUACUCUGGGCUCGUCGACAGUCUUGCGCAAGCAGUCGAACUGCUCGAACAGCAACAACUUGAGCAGCUCUCCGAUAUUCUGCACGCCGUCUACUUUAACUUUCACGCCUUCACAGCCAUCAACAGGGUCACCGAUGCCAACCACGAAUUGUACUAUCGAGCGUCGCACAUGACACUGCUUGUAGCCAAAGUCAAGGCACUGCAACUGCACGUGGCAUUGUACAUGAACUAGAACAGAGCCGCUUCCUAAUUUAUUCUUCAACAUUUAU